UCUUUUUACAGAACUGUCUGUAAAAAAAUCAGGGAACAUUCUAGAUAAGAAUGAAGUUAAAAGCCAAUUUUAUAAUAGUGAUACUUGUUUCGUUGCUGAGUUACGUGAAAUUUGCUUCAUCCAUCUUCUGUUAUGACUGCAACAGCGCCUUCGACCCCCGCUGUGGGGAGGAGUUCGACCCCUUCAGCCUGGGGGUCGUCAACUGCUCCCUGAGGGACCCCCCGGAACACAUCCCAGACGUGGAGUCCACACUGUGCCGCACAAUCAAGAUGGAAAUCCACGGCAAAGUGCGGGUAGUCCGCACAUGUGGGUACCUAACCGACGAGCCGAGCGAGAAGCCCUGCCGGCGCCAGACAGGGACGGGAGAUCUAUUCGUGACGUACUGCUCUUGCACCACCGACCUGUGCAAUGCGGCGCCCGCGCACGGCGUACAUGCGACUAUUGGUUUGAUGGUGUUGUUCACUUUAUUUAGAGCUUUUUAUAUGUAGUUUGUUGUUGAGAUUAAAUGUGUUGAUAGUUUAAA
This is a messenger RNA of Ostrinia nubilalis (European corn borer), 523 nucleotides long. RefSeq lists its product as uncharacterized. Gene Ontology annotation, biological process: positive regulation of voltage-gated potassium channel activity; regulation of synaptic transmission, cholinergic; sleep. The record is from RefSeq and is a predicted model, not a curated record. NCBI's taxonomy places the organism in Eukaryota, Metazoa, Arthropoda, Insecta, Lepidoptera, Crambidae. The coding region runs from base 51 to 488 and encodes 145 amino acids. The transcript is spliced from 3 exons.